CCCCGUUGCCUCAGCUGAGUCCCGUUCAUACGACUGUGUUCAACUUUGGUUUGCCUGCAGAACGGUACACCGCUUCGACCUUCAUAUUCCAUUCUGACCUUAACCUCUACUGCCAUCUCUGAAAUUGUUCGCUUGUCUUCCUCUCUUCCUCUAACUGUGCUGUUACUGAAGCCUACUUCCUUGCCAAACUUUUCUGUCACUCUACCAACAUCAAGCCCGACAACGACCUGAUCAAGAUGGCAUCCUCUCCCGCCGUCUCCGUGCCCAUCAUCGACUCCCAUAUUCACCUUUACCCCCAGUCCGAGGUAGAAACCCACCAGUGGUACGCUCUCGCUGAAGGAAGCCAUCUCGCCAAACAGCACUCCAUCCAGGAAUAUCAGACCGCCACCGGUGCGCCUGGCAAUCUUCAGGGCUUCGUCUUCAUCGAGGUUGACCGCAAAAACGACAAUGCCAAAGAUUGGACUUAUCCACUACAAGAAAUUGCAUGGCUCCGCCGCAUCGUAACCGGCCAGCCGAACCCAGGCGAGGGUCACACGGCUGAGGAUGGCCGCGACUGCCUUGGAAUUGUGCCAUGGGCGCCUGUUGUGUUGGGUACUGCAGAGCUGGAAAAGUAUCUUGCUGCUGCGGAAAAGGAAGCCGGGCCUGAAACAUGGGCCAAGGUGAAGGGUUUCCGCUACCUGUUGCAGGAUAAGCCCAACGGAACAGCGCUAAGUGACGAUUUUAUCGAGGGCCUGAAGCUGCUUGGCAGGAAGAAGUUUGUCUUCGACCUGGGUGUCGACCAGCACAAAAGAGGGAGGAUCCAGCUGGAGGAGGCGGUAGAGAUGAUCGAUCGUGCACACGACGGCGUGGAAAACGAGGAAGACAAGGUGGUCUUCAUCUUGAACCACCUUUGCAAGCCAGAUCUAACCAUCGUCAACGUACAAACGGAUCCCUCAUACAUCGCCUGGCGCACCGCCAUGUUCACUCUCAGCAAGUGCGACCGUACCUACAUGAAACUAAGCGGCUGCUUCAGCGAGAUGCCCGAGUGGUUGAGGGCUCGCCCGGCCGAGGAAAUUCUCUCUGCUAUCCUUCCCUGGCUUGCCGUGGUGAUAGCCGCCUUUGGGCCCGAACGCAUUAUGUUUGGCAGCGACUGGCCAGUGUGCACUCUAGGUGUUGGUGAUGAAGCCUGGAAGAAGUGGCGCAGAGUGGUGGAGAUGACAUGCCAUAUGGCUGGCUUGGGACCCGAGGCUCAGACAAGACUUUGGGCGGAAACAGCGAGGGAAGCGUACAAACUUGGUAAUCGUCAGGUCUACAAAGUCGUAGACCUGACGAGAGACGCUCCCAUUGAGGAAUAGGAUUAAUACCACCAGAAACAGAAAGGCUAUCUUCUUUCUUGCUCAAAAUUGUGUCAUCCUUUCAUCUCCCAACGCUUGAACGGCGAAGGGGAUAAUUUGGAGAUAGAAAUGUUACAUAUGAUUCAUGUUCGGACGCAAAGCCCCAUACGCUUGUUCGCCCCUUUGAUAUUACAUCGAACCUCAACUACAA
This is a messenger RNA of Neurospora tetraspora, 1524 nucleotides long. RefSeq lists its product as uncharacterized. Bases 237 to 1334 code for a protein of 365 amino acids. The transcript is spliced from 2 exons. Gene Ontology annotation, molecular function: hydrolase activity. The record is from RefSeq and is a predicted model, not a curated record. Lineage: Eukaryota; Fungi; Ascomycota; Sordariomycetes; Sordariales; Sordariaceae.